AUGGCCCACAUAUUUGGAUCGAUUUUUAGGUAAGUUUUUCAAUUUUUACUCACAAUCAGUUCGUGCUUGUUCAAAUGUUGUUUUGAAGAUGUCCUGUAGCGAUUCGACGACAGCGAAACCGAAAAAAAAUCAAAUCAUUUUUUCUAUUGGUGGAGCUUAUUGUAGCAGAAGCCAAUAGAAAAAAGCAUGAAGGCUGAAAAUCGUGGUUAUUUGUGUAUCGUCACAAAUUCUAUGAGAAUUCAGCGAUGAUUUGAGUUUUUUUAAUGGAAAAUUGAAAUUUUAGUAAGUUCUUUUUAAUUGAAAAAAUUUGAGACAAAGCAUUUUUUUCCAGAAUUGCCAAUGUCAAGAUGCCACUUCAAUCGUCUCCUGCAAAUCUACUCAACUCCGACUCCGUUCAACACCACCACCACCACCACCAAUUGCACCACUCGGAAGACUCGGAAGACUAACAUCGACGACAACAAGGAGGACGACGACAAUUGCAAUAUAG
Caenorhabditis angaria is the source of this 490-nucleotide messenger RNA. The record is from the annotation of a GenBank genome assembly. Lineage: Eukaryota; Metazoa; Nematoda; Chromadorea; Rhabditida; Rhabditidae.